Lacerta agilis (Sand lizard) is the source of this 1797-nucleotide messenger RNA. RefSeq names its product RFX family member 8, lacking RFX DNA binding domain (gene RFX8). Gene Ontology annotation, molecular function: RNA polymerase II cis-regulatory region sequence-specific DNA binding; DNA-binding transcription factor activity, RNA polymerase II-specific. Gene Ontology annotation, biological process: regulation of transcription by RNA polymerase II. The transcript is spliced from 15 exons. The record is from RefSeq and is a predicted model, not a curated record. Lineage: Eukaryota; Metazoa; Chordata; Lepidosauria; Squamata; Lacertidae. Bases 57 to 1763 code for a protein of 568 amino acids.
CGCGCGCGCGCGCGGAGACGUCGACGGGGCGGCUCGGGACGCCUGUACGCAGCGGGAUGGCCGAGCAUCUCCCCGGCAGCUGUAGCAACAUAUACCAGCCCAUUACUCAGUGGAUAGCAGACAAUUUCUUUGUAUGUGAAGGAUGCAGUGUGCCACGUUGUCUGCUGUAUGAAAUGUAUGUGGAGAACUGCAGACAGGAGGCCCAGACUCAAGUAAAUCCAGCUACAUUUGGAAAGCUUGUUCGGUUAGUGUUUCCAGACUUAGGAACCAGAAGACUGGGCACAAGGGGAAGUGCAAGGUAUCAUUAUGAUGGAAUACAGAUAAAGAAGAGCUCGCCCUUCUAUGCCUACUAUUGCUAUAUUUUGGCUGAGAAAAGGGAGAACAGUGGGGAGGUUUGCGGUUUUGAGAAUGCGGCAAGUUAUCAGAACAGUGGCUGCAGAAAAGAGACAAAGGACCAAGAAGCAGUUGGAUAUCCACUUCCUGAAUUCAGGAGAUUUUCUUCAUGGGAGCAGGAGCUAGAAAAGAAAUAUUCCUGUAAAAUGGUUUCUUUAUUUGCUGAUGCAUAUUGCACCCACUGCCAGGAAGUGUUGCAGAAUGUAAAAAACAAGGAUCUUGACCAGGUGGAAGAGCUCUUCACUUCUUUCUGGAAGUCUCUGAAGCCUGACGCAAUAACGUUCAUGUCCCAGGCAGAUGUUUGCCAGCUGUUUCAGUGCUAUGACAGACAGCUCUUCCAGGAAAUGGAGAAGAUUCUGCUUCAUGAUUUUCUGGAAGAUGUCUCUAUACAGUACCUCAAACUGGUCAGAUUAUUCAGCAAAAAUAUUAAAAGCUGGCUGCUUGCAACUAUGGAAGACUUCCCGCCGUUGUUGGGUGCCUCUAAAAUCAAAGAGGUGACUUUGUUUAUAAAAAGACUUCGGAGGAAGACUUACCUUGCUAACAUGGCAAAGACCAUGAGAAUAGUCUUGAACAACAGCAGGAGAGUCAAUGUUCUGAAAUCGGACAUGAACGCAAUCAUUACUCAGGAGUUUUCGGACAUUCUUGGAAGCUCGCUGCAAAUGGCAUUUAGAAAUGUGGAUGAAAUUGAAAGUGGCACAGAGCUGAAAUGCUUGAAUAAUCUGAUGUCUUCACUGGACACUUCGACAGAUAUUAGGGCUUUGCUAAAUUGUUUGUCCUCGGACCUUGAGGCUUUCGUGAUUCAGCCAAGCAAGAAUCAAGAAGAGUUCAGAAAGCUCGCUGCUAAUUUCCAGCUGAGGUGGAACUUCCUCUUGACAUCUGUCAGCAAGGCAAUGACCCUCUGUCACACUGAGAGCUUUGGCUCCUGGCAUUUGUUCAAUUUGCUUCUGCUUGAAUAUGUUAUUCACAUACUUCAAACCCAUGUGGAGGAGGAAGGAGAUGGGGCUCUGUUGACGACGGCACAGGAUACCUUGGCUCUUCAACCAGUCUGUCUUCUGGAUGAUUUUGCUGCUGAACAGCCUGAUGCCGGGGAGGCAACACCAACUCGAAUCAUUCUGACCCAGAGUCAAAGGGACAUUAACUUAAGUAGCAUUAUUCUGAAGGUCCUCAGCUGCCUAGUAGAUGCUGACACAGGCAACAAGCUUAUCCAGGUAGUUCUGGAAGACAAAGCAUCUAAAUGUUCGGUUAAAGUGAAUCUUCCUGUUGGACAGGAAGCACUUGUUACUCUAAAAGAUGGGCAGAAAUUUAUCAUUCAUACCUCUGACCCGCAAGAAGACUGCAGCAGUGCUUGGGAGGAAACGAAGCAGAUCUGAAAGACUGUUUGACGACCAUCUGCAAAAAAAAAAA